CUAAAGCCGCACAAUUUACCAGACGCCAUUACGGCUGCAACUGUAGCGAAAUUUGUUAAAGUAGUGUUUUAAAAUGAGUUUGUUACAUAUUUUAUUCGCUUUUUAAAAUCAUCGAAUUUAGCUAAUUAUAGAUUAAUUGAUUACCUUAAUAUAUAGCAAUAACCCGUAACUUCGGUUGAAUUAGGACUAGUAAAAAUAUCGACAAUGGCUGACAACCAAUACGGUUACAGUACAGGUUACCCAGGUUUCGGUGGCCAGCCUGCUGCUCAAAACAAUGCCCCCUACGUAAAUUACCCGCAAUGGAAUGCCCAGCCGAAUUAUAAUAACACCACAUCAGCACCGUACUCGCAGCCACCGCCGGGUGCACCUCCACAAGCGGCGGGAUACCAGUCGUAUAACCAGCCUCCACCUUCAUUUUCGCAGCAACCUCCUCAAAGCAAUUUUACAUCAUCUCAAUACCCGGGUAAUAAAGAUAACGAUAAUCAGUACAACAGACCGGCCGGCGGCUACAGCACUAGGCCCGGUUUCGAUUCUGGAAAUGACCGUAAUUCUGGCGGCGGUGGUAACCGAUCAGGUGGAGGAAAUUACAAUUCGGGAGCCAGCAGAGGUGGUUAUAAUAAAGGUCCUUCAGAUACGCGGGGCGGAGAUUUGAUCGUGCAAGAGGAUACCAUAUUCAUAUCAGGAAUGAAUCCGCGGACUUCGGAACAAGAAAUUAAAACGCAUUUUGGAGCUAUUGGACUUAUCAAGAAUGACAAAAAAUCGGGGAAACCUAAAAUUUGGAUGUAUAUGGACAAAGCUAGCGGACGACCAAAAGGCGAAGCCACUGUGACUUAUGACGACUCGCAAACUGCUACAUCGGCCAUUGAUUGGUUCCACGGUAAAGAAUUCAACGGAUGCACCAUCAGCGUUCAACUAGCAUCGAGACGAGACAACUGGCAAGGUGGUCGCGGAGGAGGCGGAGGAGGAGGUGGUGGUGGUGGUGGCGGAGGUCGCGGCGGCGGCGGCGGCCGUGGUGGCGGUAGAGGCCGAGGUGGCCCUCGCGACGACUACGACGAUAACCGCGGCGGUGGUGGCGGAUAUAACCGAGGCGGCGACGACGAUUUCGGUGGUGGUCGUAACGACGGCGGUGGAUACAGAAGCGACCGAGGCGGUGAUUACGGUGGUCGAAGCGACGGUGGCGGAUAUCGUGGCGGCGGCGGAGGUCCCGGUGGCGGCGGAUUCAAAGGAGGAAACCGUGACGGAGGUGGAGGAGGACGAGGACGUGGGGGCGGCGGUUUUGGAGGACGCGAAGGUGAUUGGAGAUGCCCUAAUCCAGAUUGCGGUAAUACGAAUUUCUCUUGGCGUCAACAGUGUAACAGAUGUAACGAAGAUAAACCAGCCGAUGCCGGCGGAUCCGGCGGCGGAGAUUCCGACCGCAGAGGCGGUGGCGGCGGUGGCCGUGGAAGAGGUGGCGGAUUCGGUGGUGGCAGAGGCGGCGGCGGAGGCCGAGGCGGUGGUCGUGGAAGCAGCAGAGGAGGCGGACCAAUGCGAGAAGAUUACGGAAACCAGAGAAGUAGACCGUAUUGAAAAUGUUCCAGGUAACUAAUCUAAGUCGAAGUUCUAUGUUUCUAUGAAGUUUUUGUACAUUUUAUAAAAUUUAAUUUAAACGACAACUUUGAUGUAAUAAAGUCAAAUAAGUAAAUGUGUAUUAUGUCGGAA
Planococcus citri (citrus mealybug) is the source of this 1698-nucleotide messenger RNA. Its product is annotated as RNA-binding protein cabeza-like. The record is from RefSeq and is a predicted model, not a curated record. Gene Ontology annotation, cellular component: nucleus. The transcript is spliced from 11 exons. The coding region runs from base 205 to 1566 and encodes 453 amino acids. Gene Ontology annotation, molecular function: RNA binding; transcription coregulator activity. Lineage: Eukaryota; Metazoa; Arthropoda; Insecta; Hemiptera; Pseudococcidae. Gene Ontology annotation, biological process: regulation of DNA-templated transcription.